Indicator indicator is the source of this 7224-nucleotide messenger RNA. RefSeq names its product chondroitin sulfate proteoglycan 4-like. The record is from RefSeq and is a predicted model, not a curated record. The transcript is spliced from 10 exons. NCBI's taxonomy places the organism in Eukaryota, Metazoa, Chordata, Aves, Piciformes, Indicatoridae. Bases 1 to 7224 code for a protein of 2407 amino acids.
AUGGAGGCCAGUGACAGUGGAGUCCCUCAGGGAUCAGUCCUGGAACCAGUCUCCUUCAAGAUCUUUGUUGGCAACAUGGAUAGUAGCACUGAUUGCACCCUCAUAUCAUUUUAUGGUCAUAGCUAUGUUGAGUUGAACAUGGCAGAAUCAUCCUCUCAGACAUCGCUACAGUUGCGGUUUCGAACAAGCAAGGCUCAUGGACUGCUUUUUCUUGCAGCUGGGAAGAAGGAUUACUGUUUAAUGGAGCUACGUUCAGGAAUUCUACAGCUGAGAAUUAACUUUGGCGUGGAGGAACGAGUACUGCAUUCUCAACAAAGAUCUCAGCUGAAUGAUUUAGCUUGGCACCUGGUUGAACUAUAUCAUGAACAUGAUAAUGUGACAUUGGUAAUUGAUAAACGUGAUAGAUCUAGUACAAAAAUGCCUGGAAUUCUCUAUGAAUUAGAUGUUGAUUAUGGAUUCUACAUAGGUGGAACAAGUAAACUUGAUGCUCCCUACUUUGUUGGAGCACUGCCCAGUUUCCGAGGAUGUAUUGACGAUGUGUUGUUCAAUCAGCUAGACAUUCUGAUGCCUCUGAGAACUUCUCCUGGCCUUAAAAAUGUCCACGAAGUUUCAGUGGGAUGCAGUGAUGAAUUCUUUGCAGGUGAAGAUAAAGCCAUUAGUUUCUUCAGUUCAAGAUCCUAUAUUUCUUUCCCAUCAUGGAAUAUUGAUAAUGAGGGAAUCUUGGAGUGUACAUUCCAAACUUCAGCUGCACAUGGCUUGCUGCUAUACCAUCCUGGGCAAGCAGGAGACUUCAUUGCAAUGGAAAUGGAAGAUGGAUUAAUUACAGUCUAUGUUGGAAAACGUAAGAGCAGAACCCAGCUUUCCUCUCAUAGGUCAGUCAAUGACAGUCAUUGGCACUACAUCCAUCUGAAAUACACUGCAGAAUAUUUGCAGCUGACAUUGGAUGAAGAAACUAUGAAAAAAUCGUUGCCUCACCACAGUAAGCUGCUGCUUCUGAAGGGAUCUCUCUUUGUAGGUGGUGUGGAUGACAGCACACGAUCAGAAGUGAUUAAGCUAGACCUAAUCUCAGAGUCUGGGAAGCAUGCCAAAGGAGGGUCCUUCAAAGGUUGCUUAAGAGACUUGAAAGUCAAUUCAGAAAAGAAAUCACUGAAGGAUGUUCUGGUAACAAAGGAUAUUUCAGCUGGUUGUGAAACACAGAGUGUUUUUAAUACAAAUCUUUCUUUAGAGAUGGCUGUAAAGAACCCUGCUGUGAAAGCAGCCCCAACAUUUACCAUUUCCCCUGAAAGCUAUGUCUCUCUGGACAAGGAAGAUGGAAGCCAUUUUUUAGUUCUAAGUAACUUGAUUGUACUAGAGGGAGAACAAGCUUCACUGGAAUCUAAACAUAUUAAAGUCAGCUUAGAGUUUCAGAAAUUAGAGAUUCAUCAAUCACAAAUUCUUUUUGAAAUAAAGGAACCGCCUUCUCAUGGAUACUUGAAACUAGAUGUUGAACCAGCACAGGAGGUAAAUACAUUUACUAUGCAGGACUUAUGGCAAAGGAAGAUUCUUUAUGUCCAUGAUGGUUCUGAGGACACUUAUGAUUAUUUUAAUUUCUCCAUUUCUACCAGCAGUGAGAAGAUAGUGCUUCCAUAUUUACAAGGAAAUGAACAACAUGUGUUUAGUAUUAAUGUCACUCCAGUAAAUGAUGCACCUGAGAUCACACUUCCUGAGGGUAACGUGCUGUUUCUUUUAGAAAACUCAAAGAAAUGUUUGACUAGUGAUCUAAUAAAAGUGCUAGAUAAGGAUACAGAUCCUGUGAACCUCAGUCUUUCAGUACUUGGAAGUCUGAAUGAAGACGCAGGAUUUUUAGAAAAUUCAAAGCAUCCUGGAAAAGCUGUUACUACUUUUUCUAAUGAGGACUUAAGAGAAGGUGCUAUUUUCUUUGUGCACACAGGUGUCAAGAACUCAAGGAUUGUUCUGAGGGCAAGUGAUGGUGAGAAGGUGAGCAGCACUGUUGUGUUACGUGUCAUGGCAGUUUCUUUGGAUUACAGAGUUGUCAACUCAGGAAUAAAAUUGCUCCAAGGUGUUACAGCUCUUAUAACACCUAUGCAUCUGGCAGUUGAAACAAAUACUAGCCUCCAGGAGCUGGAGAUACGUUAUGAGAUCACAGAGCCACCCCAGUUUGGAGAGAUCCAAAGGCAACAUUCAAAGGGGGAAUGGAAGCAAGUUAACUCUUUUUCUUACCGCUCUGUUCAACGUAGCCGUGUGAGAUACUGUAGCACUUUUAAAGAAAUUCAGUUGGAAAAUAUUACUGACCAAUUUAAAUUCAAAGUUAGUGUAGGAAACAGAAUCACUGAAGAGUACACAUUUCCUAUCAAGGUGAAAUGGUUGAGGUACAGUUUAUUGAAGUACACUCCUCUAGAACUUGAAAAAUCAAAAAAGAAGUACUUGAAUUCAGACAAUCUUUUUGCUGUGAUUGUGGAUCUAGAAAUACCUGAAGAUGAGCUUAAUUUUAAAUUGCUGUCCCUACCAAAGAAUGGACAGAUAUUGCUUAAUGACCAGCCUUUGAAGAAAGAAUCAGUCUUUAGCCAGAAGGAUAUUAGUGAUAAAAAAGUAGCUUAUGAAUUAAUCAACAGAUACCAUGAAGACAACCAUGAUUCAUUUAGAUUCCUCAUUUCUACAAAGUAUCUGAUAUCACAUUUAUAUGACUUUGAAGUCUACAUCAAAUCAGAUUUUGGAAAUGUUAUUUUGACUAACAAUGGCCUUACUGUUACUGAAGGUGAAGGAGAGUUAAUUACAAGCAAAAACUUGUUUGUGCAAACACCAGAUAAUAAAACUUUCCAAUAUAAAAUUACACAGUUUCCUAAGCAUGGGAAAUUAAAACUCAUUACAUUUUCAGGCUCAUUUGAGAGUAAUGACAGUAUCACCACUUUCAGUAACAAAGAUAUAACUGAUAAGCGCCUUAUGUAUGUACAUGAUGACUCUGAAACUGCAUUUGAUGGAUUUCUUGCCAGAGCUUCCAGUGAAGACACAGGAAUGCAGACAAACUUUGACCCAGAAUUAGAACCUUUGUCAGUAGAAAUUAGAUUCAACAUUUCUGUCCAGCUGAAGAAUGAUGAGAAACCAAUACGUGUAGUUGAUAAGAUAUUUAAUGUAGUGAGAAAUGGGCAACGAUUAUUAACUUUGGCAGAUCUUUGCUGUCAUGAUCCUGAUUCUGAUUUUGAUGAUGGACAGUUGCUGUAUACUAGACGUGGCAUUUCUAAUGGGGACUUGGUACUAGCAAAUGAUACUUUGCACAGAGUCUACCAAUUCAAACAAGCAGACCUGGAACAAAAGCAAGUUCUGUUUAUACACCAUGGUGCAGAUUUUGGGCGUUUUGUGCUGUUUGUGACAGAUGGCAAGCACUAUACCUCUUUGCUUCUAGAAGUUAAUGCUACUGAUCCUUAUGUUAGGCUGGCAAAUAAUACAGUCCUGUUGAUUCAAAAAGGGAAAGAGGAAAUUGUUAGAACUGCUAACCUAAGUGCUGUUACAAACCAAGAUAUCAGAAAUGACAAUGAGCUUACAUAUGAGAUAGUCUCUUUCCCUAAAUAUGGAAAAAUAUAUGUAAAUAAUCUACCAAUGGAUUAUUUUACUCAACUUGAUUUGAUAAAGGCGUAUGUGACCUACAAGCACGAUGACAGCAGCAACCUUAUUGACAUGUUUAACUUCACGGUCCAUGCUAGAGAUACCCAUCUAGAUGCUGGAGUGCAUGUUCGCAUAUAUUUGGAAAGUCAUCAGUGGCCACCAAGGAUUGCAAACAAAAACCGUCUCCUCGUUGAAGAAGGAAAACCAGUUAAAAUCAGUAAAGGAAAACUGCAAGUUGUUCAUGGCAACAGUUCUCCGUCUGAGAUUGUAUUCACAGUGCAACAGCUUCCAGUACAUGGAUACAUUCGGAAGUUUUCCUCAGAACACAGUGAUCUUGGUGCUGACCAAAGGCCAGUUUUGAGCUUCACACAGCAAGAUGUUGAUGAGGGCAAAGUUCAGUAUGUGCAGACAGUUUCUGACCAGCUAGAAGACCGCUUUUCUCUGGAUGUGACCAAUGGUGUCCAAACAGUGAGUGGAAUAGAGAUCUCUGUAGACAUCAUCCCCAGAAUGAUUCCACUGGAAGUACAGAACUUCACAGUAAUUGAAGGGCAUUCAAAAGCCCUGAUGGAAGACUAUCUAAAAAUUUCUAGCAGACACUUUGCAGGACUCAGCUGUGAAUUUAUUUUGACUGAGCAGCCAAAACAUGGAUAUAUUGAAAACUCUCAUGCUCCUGGAAUAACACUUACCACAUUUACCAGAAAACAGGUGGAACAAGAAUUAAUCUACUAUGUUCAUGAUGGCAGUGAGGAACUGAUGGACAAUUUUACUGUGAUAGUAAACAACACAGAACUGUGGAAACAAAGCUUGCCCCGUACUGUAUUUAUUACAGUUACUGCAAUAAAUGAUGAAACUCCUGUUAUAAAAGUUAACAAAAUUCUUCGGGUCUGGAUGAGUUCAGUUACAGAAAUAACUAUUGAUGACCUCUGUGCAGAAGACAAGGACUCCUCACCAUCAAAACUGAUGUAUUCCAUUAGUCCACCUAGCAAUGGGCACUUGGCUCUGAAGUCUUCUCCCAACAAGAGCAUCCUUAAUUUUACCCAGGCUGAUAUAAUUGAAGGGCAGCUGGUAUUUGUACACAAUGGAGCAAUGUCUGGAGGAUUCAACUUUCAGGUAACAGAUGGUUUGAACUUUGCACCUUGGCAGAUUUUUAGCAUCACAGCUCAGUUGCUAGUCAUUGGCCUUGAAGUGAACAAAGGACUCAGAGUCUUUCCAGGUUCCAGGAAAGCUAUUUCCCGACAUGAUCUGAAAGCUGUAACCAAUGAUAUAAACAAUGCAGGAAACAGAACUAUAACUUUUAUUGUUGUAACUUCUCCAAAACUUGGAAGACUGAUCAGAGUAAAUUCUGGUAAUACCACUCAGGAAAUCCUCAGUUUUACACAGUCCAUGGUAGAUGAAGGUGUCGUCAUUUAUGAACACUUAGAAUCCGAGACAGAUGUCUGGAGUGCAGAAGAUUUCUUUACCUUUACUGUCUCCUCUCCACCGUCAGCUCUGGACCUCCAGGUGUUCCGCAUUGUCAUUUCGUAUGAAAUUACCAGGCAUGAUCAGAACAGUCAUCUUCUUGCAAAUACAGGUGCUGUAGUUCAGGAGGGAGGUAGAGUAUUCAUCAACAAAACAAAUUUGGAUGCUUCAAAUCUAUUGGGUAAGCUACCUGAGAUACAGCGUUCCAUGUAUGAAGUCUGGUAUCAAGUUGUAUCUUUACCCCAACAUGGCAUGAUUAUUGUUGGAGAAAGAAAUGUUACCAAAGAAAAGCCUAACUUCUCGCAGUAUGUACUGAACAAAUUUGGAAUUGUGUACCUGCAUGAUAAUUCUGAAUCGCUUAAUGACAAUUUCACUUUUGCUGUGUGGUUAAACCUAAAGAGCAAGUCUGCAACAAAGCCCCAUAGUGAAGUUUUAGAGGAAGUUUUUAAUAUAACUGUUGUUCCAGUAAAUGAUCAAGCUCCAGAAUUGAAGACUAAAAGGCUGCACUUGAAAGUCCUGCAAGGAGAUGUGUCAGUGCUGCAGUCAGAGAAUCUGAAAGUUGAAGAUCUAGAUAACACUCCAGCUGAGCUCAAAUACACCAUUAUUAGCAAUCCCAAUAAUGGUUAUUUAGCAAUGAAAAGCAAUAUCAGUGUCUCUAUAAAGGAUUUCACACAAGCUGAUGUUGACAGUGGUAAAGUUUGGUUUGUACAGGAUGGAAGUUCAUCUUCUGGAGUGUUUUAUUUCAGUGUGACUGAUGGUAAACAUCGCCCUUUAUACAGACUAUUCAGUGUUGAAGUCGUACCCAUCACUCUUGUUCUGGUCAACCUUACCAGUGUUACACUUCCACAGGGCCAGACAUCUGUCACUAUUACUAACAUGCAGCUUUCAGCUGUCACAAAUGGAAAAAGCACUAAUAUCACAUAUGAAAUAACCCAGCCACUCAAAUAUGGGCACCUGAUGAUUGGAAAUCAGAAGGUUACUAAAUUUGAGCAGGCAGAUUUGUACUCAAGAAGAUUGUCUUACCACCUGACAAAUCUCACUGCGUCUGAAGAGGUACUGGAGUUUAUGCUUUUCACUGGAGAAGGCAAUCUAACAGGACAGGUGCUGAACAUCACAGUGAAGCCUUUAGUGCAAGUUGCACCUGACAUGCAGAUUUCAAAUCAAGCAGUUUAUAAAUUCAGAAGCAGUGACCUGGAUGCUUCUGAACUAGCCAAUUUGACAAAUAGUAAUCCUAAAUUUGAAGUUAUAGUGCCUCCAUCUCAUGGAAGAAUUAUGAAGAAAAUGUUCAUGAACGAUGCAGUGUUUGAAGAUAUUCAGACAUUCACCCAAGCUGACAUUGAUAGUGGUGUUGUGCUUCUGGACAUAGAUACAAAUAUGACAGGCAUUGAUCUGUUAAAUGACUCAUUCACCUUUGUACUCAGGGCAGAUGCUGUGCAGCCUGCAGUCGGCUCCUUUCAGUAUUCCAUUGUGCCGUACAGUCCUCCACCUGCGCAGGGUUUUACAACCGAAGUGCCUUCCAUAACCAGCACAACCAAUUCAAACGUCUGCGCUACCUCAAAGAACGAGGCACCAACCUCCUCUCAAAAUGAAGAGCCUAUAGCAGCACAACAGAAGACUGAACCAACCAUGUGGCGAGGGCAGAAUCACUGGGGAAAUCUACAAGAGGAAGGUCCUUUGCGAAGUCUAGCAAUGGGAACAAGUGGCUCCCUGGGGACUAAGACCACAACCCAGGUUAAUGCUAGGAGUCCCAGAGAGAAGUCAGGAAAAAGGGACAGCCCUUGGUAUAUCAUUAUUCCCCUGGUCUUGGUAUCUGUGCUACUCACUGUUGUUGUCAUUUCUGUAUGUGUUUUGCUGAUGUGUUGCAGGAAAGAGAAGACAAAACCGUUUGUCAAAAGUCAAAGAGAUGCAGUCCUUAGCAGUCCAAAUCCAUGUCUGGAACGGCGCUUGACUGUACCCAGUGUUACAGUGACUCCUCUCCUGAAGGGGCUUGAGGGAAAUACAGCCUCAACAUAUGUGGUAGCAGGACAUGAGCAACUGCUUCCUGCAGUUGUUUCUCCAUCUGUGGAACAGUCUCUGCAGAACAGCUGGUUAAACCUUGAUCCUGAAAUAAUCCAAUACUGUCGAAAAACAAACCCAACUUUGAAGCGCAAUCAGUAUUGGGUAUAG